UUUUUUGUCUGGUUUUCUGUAGAUAGUGACAGUUCUCCUGCUAUUUCAUUUUCUGAGGAGGAGAAGCCAAUUCCUGGACAAGGCAAGAGUGUGACCAAGUCUAGUAAACUGACAUCAGCCAAGAAGACUGUAGAUCCUGGUGAGGAGAGUACUAGUGUGAUGGACGCUGUGCAGAGCUCCAGCAAGACCAGGUCUAGUAAACUGACAUCAGCCAAGAAGACUGUUGAUCCUGAGGAGAGUACUAGUGUGAUGGACACUGUGCAGAGCUCCAGCAAGACCAGGUCUAGUAAACUGACAUCAGCCAAGAAGACUGUUGAUCCUGAGGAGAGUACUAGUGUGAUGGACGCUGUGCGGAGCUCCAGUAAGACCAGGUCUAGUAAACUGACAUCAGCCAAGAAGACUGUUGAUCCUGAGGAGAGUACUAGUGUGAUGGACGCUGUGCGGAGCUCCAGCAAGACCAGGUCUACAUCAGCCAAGAAGACUGUUGAUCCUGAGGAGAGUACUAGUGUGAUGGACGCUGUGCGGAGCUCCAGCAAGACCAGGUCUAGUAAACUGACAUCAGCCAAGAAGACUGUUGAUCCUGAGGAGAGUACUAGUGUGAUGGACGCUGUGCGGAGCUCCAGCAAGACCAGGUCUAGUAAACUGACAUCAGUCAAGAAGACUGUUGAUCCUGAGGAGAGUACUAGUGUGAUGGAUGCUGUGCGGAGCUCCAGCAAGACCAGGUCUAGUAAACUGACAUCAGCCAAGAAGACUGUUGAUCCUGAGGAGAGUACUAGUGCGAUGGACGCUGUGCAGAGCUCCAGGAAGACCAGGUCUAGUAAACUGACAUCAGCCAAGUCUCCAGUAGUCACUGAACCUGGAAAUCUAUCAGAAGAUAAUGGGUGUAUCUUGUCAUCUGCAGACUGCUCACUAAAUGAUUCACUUUUGACACAGUGGAUAGGUAGUCUUGGGUUGUCUGUUCAUGAAAAAUGUAUUCUCGAAUCGACAGCUUGCCUUACUGCAAACCAUAUUUCGGCUGCAUCAAAGCUUUUGAAGAGUCAGUUUCCCUCUCAAAAUGGGUUGCAGGACAUGAGCUAUCUCCUACAAAAGUCUGUUUGGAAUUCUUCCCCACACACUUUUGUUCAGAUUAUUUUUGUUAACCCAAAUCACUGGGCAUGUUUGUCAAACAUUUUUUCUGAGGCUAACACAAUCGAUUUGUAUGAUUCUGCACUCACAAUUCCUUCUGUAGAUGGAUCAAUUCUCAAGCAAGCAUCUUUGAUUCUUCACGAAUUAAAUUUGGAAUUUAUUCAGAUUAAUUUGAUUAAUGUGUCCCCCCAAUCUGGAUCCAUGCACCGACUGUGGACUAUUUGCAAUUGCCAUGGCAGUUGAAUUAGCCAAUGGAACUGAUCCAUCGUAUAUCAAAUAUAGGCAAGAAACCAUGAGAAUAAGUUUGCUGAAUUGCUUCGAAAAGAAAAGUAUUACUCCUUUUUUGGGUAAGCGUCGCGUGGUGAAAAAAAGAAUCUUUGAUACUUUUUGUUUUCCGAAUUCCAUGUAUGAAGAAGAAGACACCAACUGUUCAGCACUGUCGUGCCAAAUUGCUACAAGUUCGAUUGAGCACCCUCAGUGGGUGGCAUGUGAUUCAUGCAACAAAAGGUACCAUUUGUUUUGUUUGGGAUUUCCAAAAGCCCCAAAAAUAUUUGUGUGCAGCAUGUGUUAACCGACACACACAUGCCCACUGUAGUUAGAAUUUAAUUUGGUCAUGUUUUUUGCUACAGAACACAAUUUUCUGAGACUGUUGAACUAACCGACACACGUACAUACACACAUGCCCAUGCACUGUAGUUAGAAUUUAUAUUUUAUCAUUUUUGUUAAUGUUUUUUGCUACAGAACACAGUUUUGUUAUUAUAGUAAUAA
Molecule: messenger RNA, 1893 nt
Organism: Halichondria panicea
Lineage: Eukaryota; Metazoa; Porifera; Demospongiae; Suberitida; Halichondriidae
Exons: 11
Coding region: 160-1368 (402 amino acids)
Source: RefSeq, a predicted model, not a curated record